Molecule: messenger RNA, 2395 nt
Organism: Carlito syrichta (Philippine tarsier)
Lineage: Eukaryota; Metazoa; Chordata; Mammalia; Primates; Tarsiidae
Gene: RCAN1
Product: regulator of calcineurin 1
Exons: 4
Coding region: 256-849 (197 amino acids)
Biological process (GO): calcium-mediated signaling
Cellular component (GO): cytoplasm; nucleus
Molecular function (GO): nucleic acid binding; calcium-dependent protein serine/threonine phosphatase regulator activity
Source: RefSeq, a predicted model, not a curated record
AAGGUGUUGACGUCACCUCUUUCCAGUAGAAACUUACACUUUGUCCCUGUCUGCCUGCAAGCAUGCAGGACUUGACUCAGGAAUUUGCUGUCCAAACAGGAUGCUCUGGAAGCUGCACUUUUUUUUUUCCCAGGGGGCUGGCCCUCGGUGCUUUAUAAGUGCGGACUCAAGAAGGAAACGGCAGCCUCUCGGAAAAGAAUCUCACUUGGGGCUUGACUGCGUGGGUCUCUAGCGCUUUCGCUGUAAGAAAGCAAGAUGCAUUUUAGAAACUUUAACUACAGUUUUAGCUCCCUGAUUGCCUGUGUGGCAAACAGUGAUAUCUUCAGCGAAAGUGAAACCAGGGCCAAAUUUGAGUCCCUUUUUAGGACAUAUGACAAGGACAUCACCUUUCAGUAUUUUAAGAGCUUCAAACGAGUCAGAAUAAACUUCAGCAACCCCUUCUCGGCAGCAGAUGCCAGACUCCAGCUGCAUAAGACUGAGUUUCUUGGAAAGGAAAUGAAGUUAUAUUUUGCUCAGACAUUACACAUAGGAAGCCCACACUUGGCUCCACCAAAUCCAGACAAGCAGUUUCUGAUCUCUCCUCCUGCCUCUCCGCCAGUUGGUUGGAAACAAGUGGAAGAUGCUACUCCAGUCAUAAACUAUGAUCUUUUAUACGCUAUCUCCAAGCUGGGGCCAGGAGAAAAGUAUGAAUUGCAUGCAGCGACCGACACUACUCCCAGUGUGGUGGUCCAUGUAUGCGAGAGUGAUCAAGAGAAGGAGGAAGAAGAGGAGAUGGAGAGAAUGAAGAGACCCAAGCCAAAAAUUAUCCAGACAAGAAGGCCGGAGUACACACCUAUCCAUCUCAGCUGAGCUGGCGCACGGAUGAGGAGGCAUUCCAAAUCAUACUCACGGGGAGAAAUCUUUUAAUGUGGAGGUGACCAGUCACGACUUUGGAGGUGGCAGCCGAGAUCGGGGUGGCAGAAAUCCCAGUUGAUGUUGCUCAGAAGAGAAUCAAGGCUUUGUCCCCUUGUUCUAAUGCUGCACACCAGUCAAUGUUCAUGGCACCCGGGAAUGUCUUGGGCCAAUCACUGAUUUAGUGGUGAUCGCACAAGGACAUUUGGGACCGUCUUGAGAAAACCGAUAACAAUAGUGUUUUGUACUUGUUCUUUUCUGGUAGGUUCUGCUUGUGCCAAGGGCAGGUUGAUUAAUGGGUCCAGGGAGAGCUUCCUGUUUCUAAUUGGCCUACAGGGCCGACACUCUACUGGUGGGAAGAGGCACCACACAAAGCCGCCUAGUGCAGAAAGGUUGUGAAAACAACAACAAUGCAAUGUGGAAAUUGUAGUGUUUCCUUUCUUCCCUCAUGUUCUAAUGUUUGUGCAUGUAUAUUACUGAUUUUCAAGACUAACCUUUGUUCGUAUAUAAAGUUCCACCAUUGUUGUUUGACAUCUUGGGAAGCUAGGAAAGCAUUUGGAAGAUGUAUAACCUUUCCUAAUCCUCGACUCUCUUUGCAACAGCACUCACAUGUAGAAUUCUUCCUGGAAUACAUCCACUCAGCAUCCUAUCCAGUGCAACAUGUCACUUGUGUUUUUGCAAAAGAAGUUGAUCUGAAAUCCUUAUGUAGAGUUUAGUUUCUACAAUUCGGAGAAUAGCAGUUUCACUGCCAACUUUUAGUGGGUGAGAAAUUUUAGUUUAGAUGUUUCCGUUAUUUCUUUUACAUGGUGGUUUAUCUACAUGAAACAUAGCCAAAAAUCUUUUGGGGAGCUGUUGGUUGAGAUUGUUGAUUUUUCACCCCACUAAAACAUCCAGAGUAACUUGUAAAUAAAGCUGAUAGCAUAUACUCAUACGGCUGUGGAAGACUAGUGUAAGAAGUAUUAGCCUACCUGUGAAUCGUAUGUUGUAGAAAAUGCUGUUCACAUGUUUAACGGGACUUGAAUUCAAAGCAUGUCAAGUGGAUAGUAGAUCUGUGGUGAUACGAGAGGGAUGCAGUGCCUUUCCCCAUUAAUUCCUGAUGGAAUUGUUCUACUAGGUUACCAUUUGUAAUUUUUUUUCUAGUUGUAAUGUGUAUGUCUGGUAAAUAGGUAUUAUAUUUUGGCCUUACAAUACCAUAACAAAGUUUGUCAUUUGGAAAUUCCUAAUGCCAAGUAACAAUGCAUGUUUUGGAAGUUUGGAAGAUGGUUUUCCUUGAGAAGCAACAACUAUGUUUGCAUUAAAUUCUUUGAUUGUUCUUAUCAAGAAAUUGAUCGAAUGUUUUCAAACACUGUUUACAGUACUUGGUAGGAGGAAGCCUGGACAGGAGAGGCCAUUGCAUUGCUGUUCAAGUGUUUCUAGUUAAGUGCUUUUAAACUGGAGAGGCUAACCUCAAAGUAUUUUUUUUAACUGCAUUCUAUAAUAAAUCUGCAUAAUAUGCUCUUUACGG